Anoplophora glabripennis (Asian longhorned beetle) is the source of this 516-nucleotide messenger RNA. RefSeq names its product B1 protein-like. The coding region runs from base 42 to 437 and encodes 131 amino acids. Gene Ontology annotation, molecular function: odorant binding. Gene Ontology annotation, biological process: sensory perception of smell. Lineage: Eukaryota; Metazoa; Arthropoda; Insecta; Coleoptera; Cerambycidae. The record is from RefSeq and is a predicted model, not a curated record. The transcript is spliced from 2 exons.
UGUAAAUUCAGCUACAGCGGAAAUUAAUUUUCUUAAACAUAAUGUCAGUAAAAGUAGUUUUUGUGCUUACUUCAGUGUUGGCAGUAGUCUGGGCCCAGGAGUUAUCGACCACACAAAUUCAAGUCAUCAUGAACCACCACAAGGAAUGUAAAGCUGAAACCAACAUAGAUGAUAGCCUUGCUAGCGGAGUCCUGGCCGGCAAUUUCUCUGACGAUCCCGUUUUGAAGCAGUACCUAUUUUGUAUGAAUAAGAGGCUAGGAAUUCUGAACGAUUCAGGCGAAAUCCAGAAGGAUGCGAUGAAAGAGAAGCUCGGCAAAUUAAUCACGGAUGAAGCUAAAAUCGAAGAAUUAACAAACAGCUGUUCGGUUGAAAAGAGUUCUCCUGAAGAUACUGCUUUAGAACUAACUAAAUGCAUUUACCAGGGAACUCAUCCUUAAAUUCGUUUGAGUGUGACCUAGGAGAGCGCAAUGACAAAAGAAAUGUGUUUAAUGGUACUUGUAAAAAUGUAAAAUAUAU